AUGGUCGUCGCGUUCGUAGGCGUUCGUCUGCUCACUCGCACGGGCAUGAGCCUUCGUGGCUGCCACCAGAAGGGCUUCCAGGGUGUGCGCAACGUCUCCAGCCUGCCGGAGCACUACACGCUGCCUAGUGGAAACAAGAUACCGUCUGUUGCUCUCGGCGUCUGGCAAGCGAGUCCAGGCGAAGUUGGCGCAGCCGUCAAGACUGCGCUCAACGCAGGAUAUCGGCACAUCGACGGUGCCUGGAUCUACAGAAACGAAGCGGAGGUCGGACAGGCGAUAAAGGAGAGCGGCGUCUCCCGGAAAGACCUUUGGCUUACCUCCAAGCUCUGGAACACUUUCCACGCACCCGAGGAUAUCGAGGAAGCGCUUGACGACUCCCUUCAGAAGCUCGGCACGGACUACCUCGACCUCUAUCUGAUGCACUGGCCCGUUGCGUUCAAGAAGGACACGACCCAGGUGGACGAGGCGCUCACUGCCGACCCCUACCCGACCUGGCAGAAACUCGAAGAGAUGGUUGAGAAGGGCAAGGUCCGCAACAUCGGCAUUAGCAACUUCAACAUCCCGCGCGUGAAGAACCUCACCGCGAAUGACCUCAAGGUUCAGCCCGCAGUGAACCAAGUCGAGCUCAACUUCUGGAACCCGCAGCCAGAGCUGCUCAAGUGGUCGAAGGACAACGGGAUCCUGCUCGAGGCUUACAGCCCGCUGGGGAGCAAUAAGCAAGUCAAGGAGACGCUGAACCAGCCCGAGGUGAAGAAGAUCGCGGAGGCGCUCGGCAUCACGCCAGCGCAGGCGAUUAUUAGCUGGCACGUCCAGCGCGGCACGAUUGUGCUCCCUAAGAGCGUGACGCCCUCCCGCGUCGAGGAGAACUUCAAAGUGUUCCCGCUCCCGGAUGACCUGUUCGACAAGCUCGAGGCUGCGGCAGCCGCCCACCCACCUCAGCGUGUUGUCAACCCGAGCAAGGGUUGGCGCCUCGACUUCGAUGUGUUUGACGACUACCCCUACUAA
This is a messenger RNA of Fomitopsis serialis, 1005 nucleotides long. Its product is annotated as NADP-dependent oxidoreductase domain-containing protein. Lineage: Eukaryota; Fungi; Basidiomycota; Agaricomycetes; Polyporales; Fomitopsidaceae. Gene Ontology annotation, cellular component: cytosol. Bases 1 to 1005 code for a protein of 334 amino acids. The transcript has 5 exons. The record is from RefSeq and is a predicted model, not a curated record. Gene Ontology annotation, molecular function: aldose reductase (NADPH) activity.